AUGCCGUCAUGCUGCUGCAACCAUGUCACCGACAACCUGACCGUCCUUCUCUCCAAGUACACAGAGACGCAGAACGGUAUAUUACAAGGUCUCCUUUACGUUCCUGACCUUGACCCUGAUGACCCCUGCUACGUCUCGGAGAGCGAUUAUGUCCCCGACUCCGUUGUCCGCCAAAGCAACCUUCCUUCCACCAACUUCAAUCUCAUCGCCCUCGCACCCUGGUACAGCGUCAACUGUACCCAGUCCUAUCUUGCAUCUGCACGCUACGACCCCCUGCGUGCCUUUCUCUUUUACCUACCCACCAAUGAUACGUCAAAACCGCCUGACGAGGACUCGGACGUCUGGGAUCUGCAAGACGAUGGAGAAUGGCGGCUCGAGAACCAUUACCCAAUCUUUGCAGUCUCUGGCGCCCUUGGCCAGGAGAUGAUGUACCAACUUAGCCUUUACUCAGGCAAUCUCACGGAUAUUCCCUUUGGUGAAAAUAUUAGCGAGAUCUACAACCCUGACCCCGACGACUAUGUCCGCAUAUGGACCGAGCUCACCGUCAGCACACCGACCGGCCUGCCCAAUGUCUGGGUCUUCAUCCUGGCUGUCAUCGGCGUGCUGCUCGCCGUCAUCACCCUCAUCUCUCUCUUCAUGCACUUUCUGUGGCGGCGAAGACGUGCAUCGCUUCAACGGCGCGUGGCAGUGGGCGAAAUCAACCUCGAGGCGAUGGGCAUCAAGCGCCUGACGGUCCCACCGAGCCACAUACAGAAAUUCCCACUCUUCACAUACAACUACGAUCCACCGCCACCGCAGAGCCCGCCUGUCUCGCCUACCGCCGAAACCAGCCUCGACGCUGCCUUGGAUAGCGAGGCUAUCACUAGCUCCAACUCCGCAUCGGACGCUCGAAGUCAAUCGGCGUCUGACUACAGCGCACCCGCCGUGCCGGCGGCGACGGCCGUACCAGCGUCUCCGGUGGCUGAAACGAUUUCUGAAGCCCCAAUUGUUGGCGACUUGGAGUACCAGCCGAAGUGCCAGAUUUGCCUGGAGCCGCACCAGAAUCGCGUGACCAUUAUUCGCGAACUGUCCUGUGGCCACAUCUUCCAUCCCGAGUGCAUCGACGAGUUUUUGGCCCAUGUCAGCUCGCUGUGCCCGCUGUGCAAGGCGAGCAUGCUGCCGCGCGGGUACAGCCCACGCAUCACCAAUGCCAUGGUACGCCGUGAGCGGGCCAUUCGUCGACUGCGCGAGCGGGUCGUCGUGGAUGAUGUGAACAGUCCUGGAGAUCGCAGCCGCAUCCAUAGCUGGAGCUCGUCGAUCAUGAAACACCUGCACAUCACGACGGACCGGCUGUCCAUGUCGCCCAGUCUUGGCACGAUCACGGCCGACCGCGAGUCGGCCAUCGAGCUCAAGAACCAGUCGAUUCUGCGCGCGCAUUCGAUCCAUCAGUUGCCGGCGAUGAAUACGUCGGAGGCUACACGGCGGCGGAUGGCACGAUUGGCUGGGAUCCAGCUGCGUGACCUGGAGCCCCAAAAGGACGAGACGUCUGGUAAUUAUCACGGCAUACGGCGGACGACAUAG
Sporothrix brasiliensis 5110 is the source of this 1560-nucleotide messenger RNA. Its product is annotated as ring finger domain protein. Lineage: Eukaryota; Fungi; Ascomycota; Sordariomycetes; Ophiostomatales; Ophiostomataceae. The record is from RefSeq and is a predicted model, not a curated record. The coding region runs from base 1 to 1560 and encodes 519 amino acids. The transcript is spliced from 4 exons.